Molecule: messenger RNA, 345 nt
Organism: Zychaea mexicana
Lineage: Eukaryota; Fungi; Mucoromycota; Mucoromycetes; Mucorales; Lichtheimiaceae
Exons: 2
Coding region: 67-333 (88 amino acids)
Source: RefSeq, a predicted model, not a curated record
CUGAACUGAACUGAUAAAGUGUCGCAUCGUCUGCAUCUCUAUCAGACUACUCGUGUCGUUGUGUGCAUGUAUGCUCAACCUAAUCACAUCACAACCUUUCCCCUCCUUUCCUCUGGAAGUCGCUGUUAUCGCUGUCGUGAAUCCAUCUUAGACUCUGCAUUGCAUUACAUGCAUAGCAUGGCCAUUUCUUUCUUCUUUAACGAUACAUCCAUCAACAGUAGAAAGGAAAAAACAACGUCUCGCUUGGAAGUGUCACAAAGUUUCAUUGUUACACGCCAUGUGUUCCACAGAAGAAAAGCCAUCUCCCUCCCCCUAUAUACGAACACAACAUAGCACAAAGAAAAG